CGACACCCUCGCAGCCUGUGGCACGCGAUGGCGUAGCUUUUACACACUACACACCUCGAGAAUGACCUCCAAUCAUCCCGAAGGCGAUGCCUCAACGGCACAGCCCUCGGACGACUACACCAACCCCAAUCGAAGCAAAGGCCGCUUCCGCUUCAAACGCAGCUCGUCACCAAGCCGAAGACAUCACGGCCGCCACAAAGAGCACCACCACUCUUCUCACGACGCCGACAGGAAGCGGCACAGCAGCUCCCACACCAGCUCCCACAAAGAUGAAUCCCGCGCCUCGAAACGCCGACACAGACACCACCGCUCCCGCGAACCAGACACCGAUCCCACCCAAGCAACGCCCCUCUCCCCGAGCGCCGCCUUCCGCGAAUCCCUCUUCGACGCCCUAGGCGACGACGAAGGCGCCGCGUACUGGGAAACUGUCUACGGCCAACCGAUCCACAACUAUGCCGUUCCAGAAGUACCCAAGGGUCCGGACGGGGAGCUGGAACAAAUGUCGGACGAGGAGUACGCCGCAUACGUCCGAUCACGGAUGUGGGAGCGUACGCGCGAGGGAAUGCUCGAAGAGCAGGAGCGGCUUCGAGCGGAACGGCAGAAGGCGAAACGACGGGAGAAGGUCAGCGGGGAGAAAGAGAGGGAGCGGCGGGCGUUUGAGCGGGCGAUGGAGGAGAGUCUGAGGCGCGGGGCAGACAGGAAGAGGCGCAAGAAUUGGGAUGCGGUUUGGAAGGAGUAUCUUGCUCGGUGGGAGGAGAUUGGGAGGGUUGUUGAGAAGGGUGUUGCCCAGACCGAGCCCGAGCCCGAGCCCGAGGCCGAGCCCGAGGCUGGGGAGAGUCCACGACUUCGCAAUCUGCUGUUCUGGCCCGUUGAGUCUGGGAAGAGGCGGGAUGUGAGUCCGGACUCGGUGGAGGAGUUUAUGCGGCAUGCGCCGACGGAGGAUUUACUGGCUACGUUGAAGGUGGAGCGGGUGCGUUGGCAUCCGGAUAAGAUUCAGCAGCGGUAUAGUGCGCUGGGCAUUGAGGAGGAAGUUAUGCGCAGCGUUACGGAAGUCUUUCAGAUCGUGGAUAGGAUGUGGAGUGAGGAGAGAGUGCGGGCUUGAGCGUCUUGGUGUGUCGUGGUCGAGGCCACGAUAUACCUGGGGAACCCUGAUGAGGUUCUUGAUGAGACCGAUUACGAUUAUUGCAUUUGAGCAGCGUUUGUACCGUCUAGAUUCAAUUAAUGAUACCCUUCUUGCUACCACGUGAGAUAUGAGAGGCCCUGGCAGCCAUGACUGAUUGGGAUUGCUACCAUGCACUAUACAUGUGGUAGUAUGCUGACGCCCGGUGUUAUUUUGCUGUGGUCAUGUUAAGUGGACUUCGGCAGUAAGGGACCUAAUUUUGGAGAAAGUAUACUACCAAGAGAGUCUCAGCUAGAAAGAACGGAUGGAGUAGUGGCCCCAAGUACAUCACUGACCGCUGAAAACACCGAGAACGGGCCGGAUGUACUUCGGGGACCGAGGAACAACCUCCUGUGAGGCAGCAAAGUAGAGGCUUGACCACGAACAGUGGGGGCUUAUUUGCAUAAUCUGUGCAAGACUCGCCGAGUGCUAUUAGAAAAGGCGACUCUAGUCAAGUCCAAUCCGGGAGACGAGUCCCCAACCACCAAAAUGCAAUCGACGAACUAAUCAUGUCUGGAUUCAUUUCAAGUUAGAACAGAGGAACUGCCUCAACAACGCAAAGUAACCACGAAAAGAAACAUCAAAGGCUAUGCAAGACCCAAUCGUUCGACAGCCAAGAAAACAACAGAUAGGAGGGAGAGAGAGAGAGAGAGAGAGAG
Molecule: messenger RNA, 1818 nt
Organism: Penicillium brasilianum
Lineage: Eukaryota; Fungi; Ascomycota; Eurotiomycetes; Eurotiales; Aspergillaceae
Source: the annotation of a GenBank genome assembly